Molecule: messenger RNA, 2943 nt
Organism: Guillardia theta CCMP2712
Lineage: Eukaryota; Cryptophyceae; Pyrenomonadales; Geminigeraceae
Exons: 9
Coding region: 1-2943 (980 amino acids)
Biological process (GO): proton transmembrane transport
Cellular component (GO): membrane
Molecular function (GO): diphosphate hydrolysis-driven proton transmembrane transporter activity; inorganic diphosphate phosphatase activity
Source: RefSeq, a predicted model, not a curated record
AUGGCGGCGGUUCAAGUGGCAGGAAUGGCGCUGAUGCCGCGACAGCGGGUCGGAUUGUCCAAGCAAGCAGCCGUGUUGCUUGGUCUUAUCGCUUGUACCUUCUUUGUGGCUACAGUCUAUGAUCAUGUAUCCACGCGCGGCUCUACAGUUGAGUUGUUGACAGCCAAGGCUGGGUCGAAGGCUCGUGUUGCUGCCACCGUGCACAAGAAACUUGGAGCUGCCUCCCACCCUGUUUUGUCUGCAGGGACCAAGCCAGUCGCUAAAGCAUCCCAGUUGGCAGAAGGGGAGGAAGCUGCAGAGGCUGCUCCUGCUCAAGGAGCGGAGACUGAGCCCAAGGGAAAUGAGUACGUUGUGGAGAACAACGAGGGCGCCGUUGCUGGAGCUUCCGCAAUCAUUUUCGUUUGCGGCGCUAUUGGUAUCGCUUUUGCCGUUUUUCUCUUCUACACAGUCUCCCAGAUCAGCCUUGACUCAUCAGGAGCUGGAGAGACUGAACAGCUGGUUGCGGCAUCUAAGGCGAGUGAUGAGGAGCUCAAGACUAUCUAUGAAACCAUCCAAGAGGGUGCUAAAUCUUUCCUUUGGGCGGAGUAUCGAAUCUGCUUUGUUUUCAUUGUUUGCUUCUCUAUCCUUAUCUUCAUCCUUGUAUCGCACACGACUGAGGGCAACGAAGCUGUCUGGCGGUGGAACAUUGGAGGCCUUACUGCUCUUUCCUUUGUCGUUGGUGGUCUCACCUCGAUCCUCUCGGGUUACAUUGGAAUGAUGGUUGCGGUGUUCGCAAAUGCUCGUACCACUGUGUCUGCCAAGAAACAGGGCGAGGCUGGCUGGACUUCUGCCUUUAACACUGCGUUUCGUGCCGGAGGUGUCAUGGGUUACUCAUUGGUUGCGAUUUCAAUGAUGGUGUUGUACAUCUUGGCUUUGAUCUAUCGCGAGAUCUUCUCCAAAUGGGAGGGCGGAAAGAGAUCUGUCGACUACAAGAAUCUGUUCGAAUGCAUUGCUGGCUAUGGUCUUGGUGGAUCUGCGAUUGCGAUGUUUGGGCGUGUUGGAGGUGGAAUCUUUACCAAGGCUGCGGAUGUCGGUGCGGAUCUUUCAGGAAAGGUCAUUGGAGUUGGUGAUGGAAAGAAGUUGGAUGAAGACUCGCCCUACAACCCCGGUGUGAUCGCCGACAACGUUGGAGACAAUGUCGGUGACGUUGCGGGAAUGGGUUCUGACCUUUUUGGCUCCUUUGGCGAGGCUUCUUGCGCCGCCAUGCUCAUUGGAGCAUCAUCUGUAGCGAUCGAGGAGGCUGGCUGGUCUGCCUUGGUUUUCCCUCUCUACAUCGCGGCAUGCGGCAUUGUCGUCUGCUUGUUGACAUCAUUCGUCGCCACGGAUCUGAUGCCGGUGAAGAAGGAGGAAGACAUCGAAGUCGCCCUGAAAGUUCAGCUGUUCCUGACUUCCCUUCUUAUGACCUUUGCUCUGUUUCCCAUCACCACCAUUUUCCUUCCAUCAGAGAUCCAGAUCAUGGGAGUUCCUGAGCCUGCCUCUUCGUUUGUGUGCUAUAUCUGCAUCGUUGCUGGGCUUUGGGGUGGAUGCGCGAUCGGCUUCAUCACCGAGUACUACACGUCUCACUCGUACCAACCUGUCCGCGACGUUGCACGAGCAUCCGAGACAGGAGCUGCUACCAAUAUCAUCUACGGCUUGGCACUUGGCUAUCAGUCUGCCAUCAUUCCGGUGGUGAUCAUUUCUUUCAUCAUCUUCACCUCCUUCAAGUUUGCUGGAAUGUAUGGUGUUGCUCUGGCUGCGUUGGGAAUGCUUUCUACUCUCGCUACCUGCUUGGCCAUCGAUGUGUACGGACCGAUCUCCGACAACGCCGGUGGUAUCGCGGAAAUGUGUGAGCUUCCCUCUGAGGUUCGCGACAAGACGGAUGCCCUCGAUGCUGCUGGAAACACCACUGCCGCUAUCGGAAAAGGUUUCGCAAUCGGCUCAGCUGCUUUGGUUUCCCUUGCGCUUUUCGGAGCCUUUGUGACCAGGUGCUCUGCUUCGAUGGAUGCUCAGAAUGCCCUUACAGUCAAGGGAGUCAACCUGCUGUCCCCUGUUGUCUUCGCCUUCAUCCUCUUCGGAGCCAUGAUCCCCUACUGGUUCUCAGCGCUCACGAUGAGGUCUGUUGGUGAGGCUGCCAACGCCAUGGUUAAGGAGAUCGCCCGCCAGUGGGCCGAGAUCCCUGGGCUGUCAGACAUUGCUGGAUUGGACUUCCAUGAGCGACAGGAAUUCAAGGCCAAGCACAAGGAGGUGGUCGUUCCGGAAUACGACAAGUGCAUUAGCAUUGCCACCAACUCGUCGCUGAAGGAGAUGAUUGCUCCUGGACUCCUCGUCAUCCUCAGCCCCAUCCUUGUUGGAUCUUUCUGCGGUGUGGAGGCUGUUGCUGGUCUGCUCACAGGUGCCAUCGUCUCGUCUGUUCAGUUGGCCAUCUCCAUGUCGAACACGGGAGGUGCUUGGGACAACGCCAAGAAGUACACGGAGAAGGGAGAACUCAACGGCUGGUUUCCCUUCCGUGACGGCAGCUCAAUCGAUGAUGAGAAGUUCAAAGCUGCUGCUGAGGCGAACAGUGGAGACAAGGCUGUGCGUCAGCCGAAGGGAGGGUAUGGCUCUACUGAGGAGCACGUGUCAGUCAAGACGUGGCUCGCUGAGCUGGAGAAGUCUGAUCCCUCCAGGUAUCAGAAGAUUAUGUCCGGAGAUGAGCCUGUGGUCACGACUGAUGGACGCAAGUGCAUCUAUGCCGGCAAGAAGUCCAACGUGCAUGCGGCAGCAGUUGUUGGCGACACUGUCGGCGACCCUUUGAAGGACACCUCAGGACCUGCUCUUAACAUCGUGAUGAAGUUGAUGGCCAUCAUCUCUGUUGUCUUUGCUGACUUCUUUAUGUCCAUUAACCAUGGUAACGGAGUUUUCUGGACUGGAGACUUGUCGGCUUAA